Opisthorchis viverrini is the source of this 935-nucleotide messenger RNA. RefSeq lists its product as hypothetical. The transcript is spliced from 2 exons. Bases 86 to 559 code for a protein of 157 amino acids. Lineage: Eukaryota; Metazoa; Platyhelminthes; Trematoda; Opisthorchiida; Opisthorchiidae. The record is from RefSeq and is a predicted model, not a curated record.
UCAGGAUUCUGCAACUUCCACGUUGAAGAAUUCAGCAGCUCCCAGCUACGUCCCACCUGUCACUCCUCAUGCAACUGUUCGCUUGAUGGAACAACCCAAUGGGAACAUUAAGGUUAAGCGAAAAUCAACCGAUAGCUUCGGUUUGGUCGGGUCGGACCACACCGAACCAGCAACUCCAUAUCCUGCGGCGGAUAAACGGGAUGAGAUCGGUAACGAACCUCUGGCGUCGCCUGCCGCUAUCCCGGACCAUCCUUCAUCUGCCCAGGUGACAAGGAAACCAGCACUAAAGCCGAAACCUGUGUUCCCACCCCUAGUUCCACCACAUGGUGGAGUUACUAAAAAGCCUAUGGAACCAUCAUCCCAGGUUCCCCCGGCUCCAGUACCGCCAGAUCACCAUUAUCCGAAGGUAAGCUCGAAGGCCCCGACUAGUGCUACACGCCGGCGCCACGGUUCACAGCGCAUCACGGAUACUCAAGUAUAUGAACGACUAAAAGCUGUCGUAAGUAAGGGAGAUCCGUAUCAAAAGUAUCGCCUCGUGGAGAAGGUCGGACAGGGGUGAGUGAUUGUUCUGGUCCAUAUCUUUUCAGUUGAUACACUUAGCAGUCGCCCGUGUGAAACUUCUUUUCGGAGACUGCGAAUUUGGACUACUUUGAAAUCGCGAUACUUAGAUGGAUGUACGAAUUUCCUCUUGAAUUUUUAGCGUAUGUAGUACAUGUGGCUGAAGGACGAAAUUCAGAGAUCCGAAUCCCAAGAAUGUUGCGGAUUUGGUAGUGAACUCCAAUCAAUUCUAUAUUUUGUAAUGCACUACUCAUAAGGUUGCUGAAAACUCCUCGAAUCCAAUCACUUCUGGCCCGAUCCCCCUCUUGUUUAUCAUGUUAGUACAUGAUUGAGAGUAGUAGGUCGGGUUUGAGCUCGUGAUGGACGAUUGGUCAAGG